AUGGCAGACAACCACAACAAUGGAGGCAAGAAAUGGAAGGAGUUGAAACUACCUCCUAUUGUGGUACACAACAACGGCACGAGCAACUAUGGUGACUUCAAGAAGAAGGGAGAACUAAUUCUCAACGCAGCUGGCUAUUGGAAGCAUAUCAACGGUCCCCUGUACAAUCCUCCCCAAAUCCCGACUCUUGUCCAGACGACCAUGGCCCAAGGACUGGAUCCCCAUGGUGUCUUGACCUGGUUCACAAUGCCUGGAAAUGAAGAUGCAGUAGGGACUGCUGAAACAAACGCUGCCUCGUGGCUUGAAACAGACUGCAAAGUCAAAGCAGUGAUUGGGAAAGUUGUCCCCGAUGGCAUGUGGCACAUAGUCAAAGGGUGCAAGACCGCACAUGAGAUGUGGUUCACGCUGCGUGACAAAUUCAAGCUGUCGAACCACUCUGUUGCAAUGGCACUGAAGCAACAAAUCAUGGCCUGUCAAUGUGGAGAUGACCCAAUCAACUGGCAUGAGCAAAUGGUGAAACAAUACCAGAAGUUGCAAGAGAUGGGAACCUCGACCCUUUCUGACUUGGAUUUCCUGUGA
Messenger RNA from Mycena citricolor, 579 nucleotides. The record is from the annotation of a GenBank genome assembly. NCBI's taxonomy places the organism in Eukaryota, Fungi, Basidiomycota, Agaricomycetes, Agaricales, Mycenaceae.